Volvox carteri f. nagariensis is the source of this 2358-nucleotide messenger RNA. RefSeq lists its product as uncharacterized. NCBI's taxonomy places the organism in Eukaryota, Viridiplantae, Chlorophyta, Chlorophyceae, Chlamydomonadales, Volvocaceae. The transcript is spliced from 13 exons. The record is from RefSeq and is a predicted model, not a curated record. Bases 1120 to 2358 code for a protein of 412 amino acids.
UCAACAGUUACGGCUAUCAGGCCAGGUAGUACCUGCCAAAGAUAGCGCUCGCUAUCUGGGCUUGGUAUACGGGCCAGAACGGCCUUUUAGUGCGUGCCGUCAGCAGUUAUGUGAUACAGGUCGGUCCGUUAUGUUUUCCUUAAGCGCAAAGCUGGACAAAAUGAAGUUGUUUGGCCCCGACGUGCGAAUGCGGUGCUUUGCAACCCAAGUCCGAGCAAUUCUGUUGUAUGGCUGCCAGGCGUGGGGCCCUUUUGCGCUGGCAGAGGUCGUGGACAGGGCGGGAAGGCGGCGGGAUAAAGCCAACCUUGCGGAGAGCAUGUUCGAAGCCUGUUUGAAGGAUAGCGCAGUCCAGCUGCAGAUUUUAUUCAUGAGGCAGGUAGUGGGGACGGCACGGCCAUCCCACAGGCUGUUGUAUGCGGAGCUGGUUGAACUCCCCUUACAGUAUUACAUGGUGAAACAGAUCCUCCGUUUCUGGAACCGCCUUCAAAAGCAAGUGGGGUCCAUUGCUCAUGCAGUUUUACGGCAGGAGAUAACCGAUGCCCUGACCAACCCGGAAUGGGAGGGUUGGGGAACCUCAAUGUUAUGACUGUUUUCCUUCUUGGAGUGCAAUAUUUGGAGCGGAGUACCGCAAGAAGUCCUGGGGGUAAAGGAGCUUGUUGACUAGUUGUUGAGUAGGCCUCUACCCGAAGGAGCGAUGAUGACGGCACUAAGAGAGCGUUUGAUGAGCGGCUGGGACCAUACGCGUCUGACUGUCUUGCCAGAGGAGUACCCAUCAGAUGGGAAGCAACCGGGAGUGCAAAUGGCGAAAUAUAAGCACUGGAUGGGGCUGCCCUUUUCGGGAGCCGCAGCCGUCAUGUGGCCAACACAUGCUAAGGUUUUCCUUCCUCGUUUAGCACAUCGUAAGCUAAUGCAGCUUCGUUUAUUUUGCUGGGCUCUGGAGGCAAACAGAGCACGAAGGAGCAAGUACCAUGUCCCCAGGGGGCAGCGGUUUUGCCGCUGUUGUGGUACUAAUAGCCGAAUCGAGGAUGAAAAACACGUGUUAUUGGAAUGCCCAGCCUGUAACGAUAUUCGUGCUGAAGAGAGAUUCGAUCAUCAACAGAGCAUGUUGGAGGCCAAGAAAUGGGAACCGGGUCUCUAUCACGCUCAUGGACACUUCCCAAGAUACAGGCCGUGGGGUAUGGGAGCUGCCACGUGGAUAAUGGUGCUGCAUCGCACUCUGAUGUUUCCACUCUCAAAUGGAAAGCACCACAAGCUCGAAGCCAUUCCAGUCGGGACUCAUGUUGUCUCAGCAACCCCCACGAGUGGCCCGGUCUAGCAGCCUGGCGGGCCAGGGGCCACGAUCUGCGGUUGCGCUGGGGGCCCCCUCCUGACGCCGGGGGACCCCUGGAGCUCUCGCCUGAGGAAGCCCCAUCCCUGGAGUCAGCACUGGCUCUGGCUGCCGCCUCAGCCGCAUCCGUUGCCGCGGCGCUGGGGUGCCAACAGGCACUGUCCCCCCACUUGCCCUCCUCGGCCCCAGCUUUACCCGGCCUGGAGCUCUGUCAGCUGCCCCGCAGCUUGGUGGAAGCCGUCCGGCCCAAGGAGAUCCCCGGUCACGAGUCCUCCCCCCUGGGCCUCAACGGCUACAUGCUGCACAACCUGGCGCACAUAGAGCUCAACGCAAUAGACCUAGCCUGGGAUACUGUUGCUCGCUUCUCGCCCCUAGGACUUCCGGACCAGUUCUACGAGGACUUUGCGAGGGUGGCGGAUGACGAGAGUCGCCAUCUGGGCUGGUGCCUUCAGCGCCUGGGGGAGCUGGGGCACCGCUAUGGGGACAUGGACGCACACGACCUGCUGUGGCAGGGCUGCAGGGCGUCCGCUGUGGAUGUGGGGGCCAGGCUUGCCGUGGUGCCCAUGUCCCAGGAGGCGCGAGGUCUGGAUGCGGGGUCGCGCCUGGUGUCACGGCUGGUGGGGUUUGGUGACCCCCGCUCGGCGGCAGUGGUGAGCCUUAUCGCGGAGGAGGAGCGGGCGCAUGUGGCGGUGGGGGUGACGUGGUUCACGAGGCUGUGCAGCGCGCUGGAGAUCGGGCCGUGCAGCCUGUACAGGCAGUGGCUGCUGCACCUCAACCCCGACCUGCUCAAGGGCCCAUUCAACCACUCAGAGCGCUCUAGAGUGGGACUGCCACGCGAGUGCCCCGCCGGUGCUGAGUGCUGGCCGUACUUCCCAGUGCUGGAUGACCUCUCUUAUCGGUGCUUCAGCGGCGGCGCGUUAACUCCUCAGCAAGGCUUCUCCUUGCGCCCGCGCAAAUACAAGCGUUCCCCGCGAGGACCCUACAUCACACCAGCGCUCUUGGCGCCACCGACCGCCGGGUCGGCUAAUUGA